Messenger RNA from Rasamsonia emersonii CBS 393.64, 789 nucleotides. RefSeq lists its product as uncharacterized. Gene Ontology annotation, cellular component: mitochondrion. Gene Ontology annotation, molecular function: rRNA (uridine-2'-O-ribose)-methyltransferase activity. Bases 1 to 789 code for a protein of 262 amino acids. The record is from RefSeq and is a predicted model, not a curated record. Gene Ontology annotation, biological process: RNA methylation. The transcript has 6 exons. NCBI's taxonomy places the organism in Eukaryota, Fungi, Ascomycota, Eurotiomycetes, Eurotiales, Trichocomaceae.
AUGGAGGCAACCUUUGUCCUGUCGAUUGACGAAAAAUAUCGCAUCUUCCGGAGUGGGCAGACAGUUGUUGACUUAGGUUAUGCACCUGGUUCAUGGUCACAGGUCGCAGUGAGCCGAACACAACCUAAUGGACGAGUCCUUGGUGUCGACAUCAUUCCAGCUCAGCCUCCCAAAGGGGUAUCAACAAUACAGGGUAAUUUUCUUUCUCCCGAGAUACAGCAUUAUGUCCGAGAGUUUCUCCGCGAUCCAGCCAGAGGUCGACCUCGCGUUUCAACUUCUUUCGCCUCGGAACGCCAUUUCCCAAGCUCAGCUGUGCAAGAUCCAAAAUAUUUAGAUGAGGCAGAGGUUCAUCGACCCUACACCGAGAACGAAAAUGCUACAGUUUGUGAUAAAGAGUCAGAAGAGACGGUGGAUGUGGUUUUGAGCGAUAUGUCCGCUCCCUGGGUUCAAACAAGAGGAUUUUGGAAGAGAAGUCUAAGUAACCCGUAUCACAGGAUGAUGAACACCAGCGGCGUUAGCUUCCGAGACCAUGUCGGCAGUAUGGAUCUUUGUCGAGCGGCUUUGCGUUUCAGUUUUAACGUCCUUAAGACAGGCGGUCAUUUCGUCUGCAAAUUCUAUCAAGGACCUGAAGACAAAGCCUUUGAAAAGCAGUUGAGAGAAUUAUUUGAGAAAGUCCACAGACUAAAGCCCGAGUCUUCUCGCAGUGAAUCGCGAGAGGCGUAUUUCGUUGCCAUUGCUAGAAAGAUGAAGGUCCCUAGAUCCGCGGUGUUUGAGAAUGAGGAAGCUUAA